Molecule: messenger RNA, 501 nt
Organism: Rhizophagus irregularis DAOM 181602=DAOM 197198
Lineage: Eukaryota; Fungi; Glomeromycota; Glomeromycetes; Glomerales; Glomeraceae
Source: RefSeq, a predicted model, not a curated record
AUGUCUAUAACAGGCAUAGACGAAAAACAUACAGAUAUAGACGAAGUGAUGAAAGAACUAGAGAAGAAAUUAGGGAAAAUAAUAGACAUCAAAACAAAAGAUAAGAUACGAGGAAUAGUCAACAUGAGAAUAGUAAUGAGGAUAAAAUGCACGGAAGAAAAACUAAUGAAUACUUGGGGAAUUUUAGUAAAUGGAAGACUAAUCAAAGUAGCACCGGAGAACUACAAAAAUAACGUGAUUAACCAAUGGGGAAGAAUUAGUGCAAACAUAAUCGACAUCCCAUUUGAAAUCGAUGAAACAGAAUUCACCAAACAAUUGAAGGACGCAGGAGCAAGAUAUUGGUAUAAGCUUAACGAUAACAAAAACGGAACAUACAAACUCAUCACGUAUUUUAACAAUAAAGAAGAAAGAAAAAGAGCCACUAGCAAGAAAAUAAAAAUAGGAGAACAAAUAUUUACGUGGUUUUUUUGGACCGAUGACGGAAGAAAUGACAAUUUUUGA